AUGGACUCGUUCGACUUCUCCAGAGGCGCCAACGACUCGCCCCAGGAAUCGUUUUUUGCCAUGCUCCACCAGUACUUGCUCCAGUCGGGCUGCAGCCAGAGUGCUUCCAUGCUUGUCGAGGAAGCAAAGGUGCAGUUGAACAGCGGUGACGGAGCCUUCAACGAUGCAUACUUGUACGAAUGGUGGUGUCUACUAUGGACCAUUCACAACUCGUCAAAGAACCCACACGCUGCCACGAUGCCUCCGCCGCCAAUGCCGCCCAACCGCUUUGACCCUAGACAGUUCCAGGACCAGCAACUUCCUCAACAACAGCCUCAACAACUCCAGCAACAACAACAACAGUUUGGGCAGCCUCAGAUGCCCCAACAACAGCAGCAGCAACCGCCGCCACCACCACAACAACAACAACCACAACCAGUCCAGGCGCCUCCUCAAAGCCAACCUACGAAAAAACAGACGAAAAAAGCAGCAGCCGCCGAACGUACGCCGAAAACAACUUCCAAAGCUGCUUCCUCCGCUACUACUCCUGCAGCCCCAUCUGCUGGCUCUCAAGCUGGUCUGGAGAGUCUGGCCAUCAUGGUUCCCGGUCAGGUACCGCUUACUGUAGGUAAGGGGCAGCCGCCAGCCAAACGCCAAAAUUCUGCUAAUGUAUCGAUGCAACGGCCUCAACUACAACCGCAGCAGCGUGCUGCUGUGUCACAGCAGCAAAUGGGACGCCGUGCUCUGGGUCCUGGCCAAAGAAAACAGAAGAGUGCUGCUGCUGCUGCUGCUCCCAUGAAUAAUCAGCAAAACCAUAUGAGCAUGGGUAAUGUGCCUAUGGGCCAACACAACGAGCCACCUGGCCAGAACCAGAACUUUGCCAUGUCUCAGAUGAACGUUCCUUCGUCAGCGCCGCAUUCAGCUACCAGUUCGGGUCCCAACUCAGAUCCAAACCUGAAGCCUAAUUCAGAACCCAACCUGACUAACUUUGCCCUGCAACCACAGCCAAUGCUUCCAACAGGCAUGAACAACGGCGAUUCAGGACAUCUUUCCAACGGUCAGCCCGACGGGCUCAACAUGGACAAUGACUUUGGCAUGAACUUCUUGGGAGCCGACCUUAACAUGGACUUAAACGGGUUCGACAUGACCAGUAUGCUCAAGUAA
Messenger RNA from Candidozyma haemuli, 1143 nucleotides. It is a transcript of the gene MSS11, whose product is annotated as Mss11p. Lineage: Eukaryota; Fungi; Ascomycota; Pichiomycetes; Serinales; Metschnikowiaceae. Bases 1 to 1143 code for a protein of 380 amino acids. The record is from RefSeq and is a predicted model, not a curated record. The transcript has a single exon. Gene Ontology annotation, molecular function: protein binding.